Messenger RNA from Nannizzia gypsea CBS 118893, 1158 nucleotides. RefSeq lists its product as hypothetical. The record is from RefSeq and is a predicted model, not a curated record. Gene Ontology annotation, molecular function: protein C-terminal leucine carboxyl O-methyltransferase activity. NCBI's taxonomy places the organism in Eukaryota, Fungi, Ascomycota, Eurotiomycetes, Onygenales, Arthrodermataceae. The coding region runs from base 1 to 1158 and encodes 385 amino acids. The transcript is spliced from 2 exons. Gene Ontology annotation, biological process: C-terminal protein methylation.
AUGUCGGCUGCGCAUAUCCCCAACCUCAAUACUCUGCGGCGAGGUGGUGGAAGAGGCCGCGGACGAGGAAGGGCUGGCUAUCUCGGCACCGCGGGCGCUGGGGACAGCAGCUCAAGGGACAAGGUGGUGCGGCAAACAGACAGCGAUGCCAGCGUCUCGAGACUCAGCGCCGUCGAGCUGGGCUAUCUUCGCGAUCCUUUCGCCUCUAUCCUUGCGCCAGAGACAGCUGAGAUACGAAGAUAUCCCAUCAUUAACAGAGGAACGUAUGUGCGGACGACCUCGAUUGAUGCACUGGUUGCCCGGUUCCUCCAAACGGACGGAAAGAGGAAGGAGAAGAAGCAGAUAAUUUCACUCGGAGCUGGGUCGGAUACUCGAGUAUUCAGGCUGUUGUCCGAGAAUCCAGCGCUGGACCUAACGUACCAUGAACUCGACUUUGCGGAAAACACAGCCCCGAAGAUCGCGAAGAUCCUCUCCUCUCCACCUCUUCUGGACGCGCUUCGCAUAACAGACCGAGAAGAGGUGACUACGUCUCCCAAUGGUGAUGAAUUCCACUCGAAAUACUACCACCUUCACCCCAUAGAUCUGCGGACGCUCACAGCAUCGUCCAACGGCCCGAACCGCCUGAAACUGCGAGAUAUCGAUCCAGCCGCCCCAACGUUGUUGAUCUCAGAGUGUUGUCUCGUAUAUCUAUCUCCCGCUGACGCUGCGAACACCGUUUCAUAUUUCACGGAGCAUGUGUUCUCCUGCGAAGGCAGGCCAACCACGCCCCUUGCACUGAUAAUAUAUGAGCCCAUCAGACCGGACGAUCCGUUUGGCAAGACAAUGGUGAGCAAUCUGGCUGCUCGCGGGAUUCAGCUGCAGACGCUCCAUCGUUAUGCGACAUUGGAAGCUCAGAGAGAGCGAUUGCAGGGUCAUGGCUUCUCGAGCGGCCAGGGGGCCGCUGAUAUCGAUUUCAUAUGGGAGAGAUGGAUCGGAGAGGACGAGAAAAACCGAGUUGCGGGAGUUGAGAUGCUGGACGAGGUCGAGGAGUGGCAGCUGCUCGCAAGGCAUUACUGCGUUGCUUGGGGAUGGCGAGACGGCACGCCAUCAGCCGGAGAGGAAGAAACGCUUCCGACUGGCGAGUCCUUUCAUGGCUGGCGAGAGUUUCCAUCACAAUAA